Molecule: messenger RNA, 1096 nt
Organism: Salvia splendens (bonfire salvia)
Lineage: Eukaryota; Viridiplantae; Streptophyta; Magnoliopsida; Lamiales; Lamiaceae
Exons: 2
Coding region: 39-872 (277 amino acids)
Source: RefSeq, a predicted model, not a curated record
CUCUUUGGUAAUGCCGAACUCCUCCGAACUCUUUGGUAAUGCCGAACUCAUACUCUUCCUUGGGCUUUGGGCUGAUGGGCCGUCACUGCUGUUGGGCUUGUUUAGUUCGUACCCCAUCAUCAUGUAUGCCGGUGGAAGUAUGGGGCAUGCAAGAACUACAACAUAUUGAGGUAUGGGGAAAAGACCUACCAACCCCUGAUUCUUCUGCUGCUGCUGCAUUGGAUAGACUUUUCAGUAUUAAGGGUGUGAGUGAAAAGAGUUGCACAAGAGAAAUUCUCAAGAGAAUCCCAAACUUAAAGGGAUUAGGAAUUUUGGUAGAAUUGCAGCCUUAUGAUGAAGAUGAUGAUAGAAACCCAUUGAGUAACCUGGGUUAUAUAUCUGAGGAACUCAAGUAUUUGACAAUGCUUUCAUAUACUGUGAGGUAUCAUGAUAUUAAGCGUGCGUAUAUGGUUCCUCUAUCAAUGUUCCCAUCAAGUUUGGAAGGGUUAUGUUUGAGUGGCUUAGGGUGUCCAUGGGAGCACAUGAAUGUCAUAGGGUCGAUGCUACCAAAUCUUACGUAUCUCAGUUUAGAAGGCUAUGCCUUUCGAAGCCCCGAGUGGAAUAUAGAAGCAGGGAGUUUUCUGAAACUUGAGACAGUUAAAAUUGAGGACACCGAUUUGGUGCGAUUGAUAGCUCAGCAUGGAAGUCUCCCAAGACUCAACCUCCUAAGCAUACGCCAUUGCUACAAAUUACAACAAUUCGAUUGGACGCGUGAUCCCUCAAUGGUCACCACUACAAUUGAGUUAGUUGAGUGCCAUCCCCUAGCCGUCGAUUCUGCCAUGCAAUUAAAGCCUGAAUCUGUCUUUAAAAUUCGUUCUCACUCUUCUUUUUGAUGCAAGAAGUCCUAGCUCAACUCUCAACUUGGUUAACAGGGAUCUGUGGUGAUUUUGGAUAAGCUUGAGUGAAGAUUGACCAAUCUGCGGUUGGGAGGAAGUAUUUAAUAAGAAAAUGUAUCACAAACAAAGAUAUCUGAAUUUUUAGUUUUAUCUCCUUAAUUUUAGUUUAACAACUCUUGCAUUUCCAUUUCUAGUUAAUUGCUACUUUUGCUUUUGUUGAA